AUGGGACUACGCCCAAAUAUCCGAGUGCUCAGAGACAUGAAAGCUCGGCAGGGCGUUCUCGAUAACGAAGUGACUAGGAGAGCCUAUCUUUUCGUUGCACGUAAUCAAAGUCUCCCUCCCCAAAUUCGUCAUCAAGCCCAAUUGCAGCUCAACACUUUCGGGCGUUACACGCGACCUACAACAGUAAAGAAUAGAUGCUAUGAAAGCGGUAGAGGAAGAGGUAUCAUGAGUGAAUUUGGUCUCUGUAGAUACCAAUUUCGGUUAAAAGCACUUGCAGGACUGUUGAAUGGCGUCAAGAAGGCAUCUUGGUAA
Lentinula edodes (shiitake mushroom) is the source of this 312-nucleotide messenger RNA. RefSeq lists its product as uncharacterized. Gene Ontology annotation, molecular function: structural constituent of ribosome. Lineage: Eukaryota; Fungi; Basidiomycota; Agaricomycetes; Agaricales; Omphalotaceae. The transcript is spliced from 2 exons. Gene Ontology annotation, cellular component: mitochondrial small ribosomal subunit; ribosome. The record is from RefSeq and is a predicted model, not a curated record. Bases 1 to 312 code for a protein of 103 amino acids. Gene Ontology annotation, biological process: translation.